AUGUGGGUCCAAGAGAUGAUGAUCGGGAACCACGACGCCUUCGUCGACAGCUUUCGAAUGUCCCGUGAGACAUUCCUCAUGCUAGACGACGAGCUUGUUGACAAAGCUGGGCUUCAGGCAACUAGAAGAAUCAGCUCCGUUGAACAGCUUGCAAUGUUCAUGUACUUUGCUGGGCACCAAGCAACAAGCGCCAACCUCCAGCAACGGUUCCAACUCUCGGGCGAAACCAUCACACGUCACCUUUGGCGAGUGCUCUAUGCUGUUAAGCAAUUGACCCCCACGUACAUGGCUUUGCCACUUGCAAACUCCCCGACACCGGCAUUUAUGGAGAACAACCUUAAGUUUACGCCGUACUUUUCGAAAUACCGCAUGGUGAUUGACGCCUGCAAUUUUGACCUGCAUUUUACCUACGUGCUGGCGGGCUGGGAGGGGUCAGCCGGAGACGGCGAAGUGUAUGCCGAUGCACUGGAGAAAGGCUUGACAAUGGACGACGACAAAUACGACAUUGCUGAUGCGGGCUUUGGUUUGACCCUGCGUUGCCUCACACCAUACCGAUGUAUUCGGUACCAUUUGAAAGAGUACAGUUUGGGACGCUUGAAGCCCCAACGCAAAGAUAAGAUUUUCAACCUCCGACAUGCCCAAGUUCGAAACUGCAUUGAGCGAAUAUUCGGCAUUGUGAAGAUGCGAUUUCCCGUUAUGUCGCAUGGGGUUCGUUACGAUUACGGGUUCCAGGUGGAUCUAGUUAUUGCAUUGUGCACGCUUAACAACUAUAUUCGCAUCAGUGGUGUGGAUUGCGGUGUCUUUGAAGCUCAAGCCGCAGCACUGAUUCGACAACAGCGUGACAUGCCAUUGAAUCAAAAUGAGAGACCACAAUUUGCGAACGAACCUGCUAGCGAAGAAGCCAAACGAGCGACGUUCGCUGCCGUUUCUUUUGGCGUUCCUCGGUGGAAGCGCUUUGACGUGCUCUUCCUGCGUCAACUUGGUUUGACGGCACUUCGUCAACUUGUGCUGGAGGGGGCACAGUCGACGCAGUCGCGAAUCGGCCCGUUGCCAUUGUCCCCCUAA
Messenger RNA from Aphanomyces astaci, 1065 nucleotides. RefSeq lists its product as hypothetical. Lineage: Eukaryota; Oomycota; Saprolegniomycetes; Saprolegniales; Verrucalvaceae. The record is from RefSeq and is a predicted model, not a curated record. Bases 1 to 1065 code for a protein of 354 amino acids. The transcript has 4 exons.